Messenger RNA from Schistocerca gregaria, 994 nucleotides. RefSeq lists its product as uncharacterized. The record is from RefSeq and is a predicted model, not a curated record. Bases 9 to 725 code for a protein of 238 amino acids. The transcript is spliced from 3 exons. NCBI's taxonomy places the organism in Eukaryota, Metazoa, Arthropoda, Insecta, Orthoptera, Acrididae.
UUCCUGAGAUGCCCGCCGUGUCGUACCUCCUGCUGGCUGUCGGUGUCGCCGUCGUCGUCCCGGCGGCGGCCUACGUGCCCUCCGGCCACGACGUCCGAGGUCUCGAGUCCGAAACGCAACCACAGCCGCAGCCGCAGCUCCUGAUCUACUUCCCCAAGACGACGGAGAUCGGCUGCUUCGAAGGUGAGCAGCCGCCCCCCGGAAGCAGAGGCGUCUUCUUCCAGCUCGACAGGCUGCUAGGCCUCGACUACACGUGCAAGUUCAUCACGUACAACAUGCGCGACUACCGCGGUACCACGGACGCGUACCGCUUCCGCCGGCUGGUGUCCAUGUACCCGGAUAUCGUGAGGCCGAACCGCAAGCUGCAGUGCGACGCCAGCUCCGGCGACCUGGAGGAGCCGCAGGGUGCCGAGUUCGAGAUCCUGCGCGACGGCGUGAGGACGAGGUGCCGCAUGGUGGCCGCAGCCGACUCGCGCUCCGACGCGGGCAAGCUGCAGCUGCUCGAGGGCUACAAGCGGCUGCCCGGCGGCGUGCUGCUGCUGCGCGCCUGGUACGACCUGCCGCCGCUGUCCAGGAGCCGCGGGCUCGGCCGCAGCCGCUACGGCAGGUCGCCACAGCUGUCCAGGGCUCAGGAGGCGGCCAGGAGGCAAGACAGCGCUGCGACGGCUGCAGCCAAGAUUCAUGCAGAGACCCAGAGGAGGAAGCUUAACGGCGGACGCGGCUAGAGGGACCAGCUCCGCAAGAUGCGCCGCGACCAGCCAGGAUUUCUCAUCAGCAGGCAACAUCGGAGAAAAUCCUCAAUUCGCACAAUAUGUCUGGACAUUUUCCCAGUUUGGUGUCAUACUGAAGUCCAUAAGGAGAGGAAUUGAGUCUAUAAUCUGAAGAGCAAUUCGUUUUAUUGCCGCCAUAUGAAGAGUCCAACAAAACGGAAAACCAAACUUUUGUAUUUGUGUGGUAACAAUAAAAAAUUUAAACUACAAAACUGAAACAAAAA